AUGAAACUUCUAGUGUUUACCGCAACGCUUCUGGUGGCGAUUGUGAAUGCGGGACGGUACGGACCUAAUUACUUUUAUCAUCCACCGCCGGAAAAUCCCAAUGAUUCGGUUACUAAAGAAGGGAUAGCACUGCUCUUGCCACUGCUUUUGGAUCCUAGAUACCAGGGACUUCUUGAUGACUUCUUUUCCGCGUCUGAGACAAAUGCAAGUUUUCGAAUUUGUCUGAUUUACUUCAUUUUAGCCUCAACCGCCUUCAUCGUCAUCGGAAAGCUCCUCAUCUUCAUCUUCAUCUUCAUCAUCGGAAAGCUCCGUGAGUUUUAA
This is a messenger RNA of Cylicocyclus nassatus, 321 nucleotides long. The record is from the annotation of a GenBank genome assembly. NCBI's taxonomy places the organism in Eukaryota, Metazoa, Nematoda, Chromadorea, Rhabditida, Strongylidae.